Andrographis paniculata is the source of this 716-nucleotide messenger RNA. Its product is annotated as cytochrome c oxidase subunit 6b-2-like. The record is from RefSeq and is a predicted model, not a curated record. The transcript has 5 exons. The coding region runs from base 1 to 372 and encodes 123 amino acids. NCBI's taxonomy places the organism in Eukaryota, Viridiplantae, Streptophyta, Magnoliopsida, Lamiales, Acanthaceae. Gene Ontology annotation, cellular component: respiratory chain complex IV; mitochondrion.
AUGUCACCUAGUUUUUGUUUUCUAACUGCAAUCCUCUUUCUUCGAGACAACUAUAAGAUCAAGAUCAACGCACCACUUCACUUCUCCUCUUUUGAUUCGUUUGAGCCAUUUGAAGCAGAGAUCUCCCGUCGAUCGCCUCUAGCCGAGAUUGAAUUGAAAACUGCGCCUGCAGAUGUUCGUUUCCCGACUACCAACCAAACGAGGCAUUGUUUCACCCGCUACAUUGAGUUUAACACGUGUGUGGCUGCAAAGGGUGAAGGGGCUGGUGACUGCGAAAAAUUCGCCAAGUACUACCGUGCUCUAUGUCCUGGAGAGUGGAUCGAAAGGUGGAAUGAGCAGAGGGAGAAUGGAACUUUCCCUGGGCCCCUCUGAUCACAUCACCGUGUAAGGGUUUUAGUCCUUCUCCUCUUGGAAUUUUAAGCUGCAGUUGAGAUAAUAAAUUUUCGUUGCAAUUUUCUUUCUGUGCAUUUUUAUGCUUCCCCAAAACAAAUAAGAAGAGUUGCUGAAUCAAAUGAUGUUUUUCAGAUCUUCACUGUACCUUUUUCGUUGAUAUCAUCCUUUGAAUUUCUUGAAAUUUUCUGUUUAAAAUAUCUCGAAGUGCACUGUCUAAUACUAUGCCUUUUCUAACUUAUUUAAUGUGGAAAAAUGUAUAGUUAGAACAUGAUGUUUGCCAUGUUAUCAUAUGAUAAAGGUUAAGUAAUUUUCUACUCUAUGUG